GUAAGUAAGAGGAGGAGCUUUUCCAUAGCCGGCAGUGAUAUGUUGUGCGACAGCUGAUGCUGAUGUGUGUCUGCUCUGCCAGUUUCUCAUUCACACACUCUGUAGUUUUAUGGUUCCGAAACAGAAAUGGACUUCAAUGUUAAGAGACUGGCAGCGGACGCGGGGACCUUCCUGAGUCGGGCGGUUCAGUUCACAGAGGAAAAGUUGGGCCAGGCUGAGAAAACUGAGCUGGACGCACAUUUGGAAAAUCUUCUUACCAGAGCUGAAUGCACCAAACACUGGACAGAGAAGAUUUUGAAGCAGACAGAAGUGCUUUUACAGCCAAACCCAAAUGUGCGGAUAGAAGAAUUUUUCUACGAGAAAUUGGACAAAAAAGCUCCCACACGGAUGAACAAUCAUGAGAUGCUGGGGCAAACCAUGAUCGAUUCUGGGAAUGAGUUUGGACCUGGCACAGCCUAUGGAAAUGCUCUGACGAAGUGUGGAGAGACGGAGAAGCAGAUCGGAGGAGCUGAAAGGGAGUUCAUCCAGAGCUCAGCUAUUAAUUUCCUCACACCUUUCAGGAAUUUUCUGGAGGGUGAUUUCAAAACUAUAUUGAAAGAACGCAAGUUGCUGCAGAUCAAACGCCUGGAUCUUGAUGCCGCCAAGACAAAGUUAAAGAAAGCCAAAAUGGCUGAGGCGAGAGCUGCUGCUGAGCAGGAGCUGAAGGUGACACAGAGUGAGUUUGACAGGCAGGCUGAAAUAACCAGACUGCUCCUGGAGGGAGUCAGCAGUACACAUGCUCACCACCUUCGCUGUCUGAAUGACUUUGUUGAGGCUCAGGCCACAUAUUACGCGCAGUGUUAUCAGUACAUGGUGGAUCUGCAAAAACAGCUGGGAAGCUUCCCUUCCUCAUUCUCUUCCAAUAAUAACCAGUGUUCAGCGGGGGCAGGAGCCGGUGUCUCUGUACCCACUCUGCCACUUUCCACUGUUCCCUCUGCUAGUGCCAGACAGAGCCACUCAGGCUUCAGCGAGCUUUUGAGCUCAGGUGCGAGCCGCAAGGCACGGGUACUGUAUGAUUAUGAUGCUGCCAGCAGCAACGAGCUAUCCUUAUUGGCUGAUGAAGUGAUUACUGUGAGCAGCAUCCCAGACAUGGAUUCUGAUUGGCUCAUGGGAGAGCGUGGGAAUCAGAGGGGCAAAGUGCCAAUUACAUACCUGGAGCUCCUAAACUGAGUGGCAACAAAGGGGAAAAAAACUACACACAAUUCAAAUGGGAUGACACCAUAUUCAAUGUGGUUAUGCAGUGCUGCUGCUUUUGUGGGCUGCUUUCCUGCCAUCAGUACAUCAUGAAUCUUUAGCUUCAGCGAGGGAAGAGAGUCUAACCCAAGUCUUAUCUGUUUACAAGCUGAUUAAUGCAUAAGGGCUUCUGAUAUAACGUCAUUACUGCCAGCACUCUGAAUUAUAACUUUUAACUGAGUAGAAGAGCUUGCUUUUGUAUUGAGAUGUUAAUUAACCCAUGACUCCCUGGACGUCUUAUAUCAUACUAAAGUCUGUCACUUUAUGGACAUUCACUUCAGAUAGCGGUGCCAUUUCAUAGCUAGAACUUUAAACAAUUCCUUUAACUUAAUGGCAGGGACAGAAACUGAAAUGAUUUCUUGUAAAGUGAGCUAUCUGGCUUAUAAUAGCCACAGUAGCUGUGUGCCUCAGAUAUUAUUUAUCUUUUUAUUUGUGAAUUUUGAAAAUGCCUUAGUACAUAUUACAAACCAAUGCAUUUAGGAAUAAUCUAAACAUUUGUUUAGAUAAAGAGAGAGAAACAAACAGUAUUCAGCACUUGACCUUGUUUAGAGAAAGCACAUUGAUGAGUCAGGGUCUGUAGAGUUUACAGGUUUGGCUAAUUAACUUGAUUUUGUACUCUUACAUCCAGUGUUGUGUGCCUUAAAUAACGCUGUGCCUUUUAUCAAGCAAUUUUUACUUUACAUUUUAUAGCAAGAGGAUGAGUAUGAGGUGCAAGACUGCAAACCAUGUUUUAGCUGCACAUGCAAAUAAGUCCAAGUCUUCUUUUUUUCCAUCCUCUUGAGCUUCAGAAUGCAGUUUCACCUGAACUCGUGUUUCAGUCUGUGUAUCAUCCUGUCUCAGUCCACCAUCUCAACAUGUCUCCCAAGCCUUGUUCUGCAGUUUUGCCUUAUUACAAAUAAACACAUUUCACAUCAUUUACCAUAUACAUGCAUGAAUUGUAACAGUUGUGUAGGAGGCCACGAGCGGCUCAUUUGUCUUAUCUAAUUUACUUUGACGUGUUAAAAAAAAAAAAUUUGUAAUUAAAAAGACAUUUUGCCAUUUCCGGUGUGGUAUCUGUCUGGAUUUCACCUUUUCAGCGGUACCUGUAAGGGCCAGCAGAGGUCAGGCUUUUCAUUAGGAUUUCAUUAGAUCACUGCUCUAUAAAUAUAUUGUUAAUAAGUUAAACCUUUAAAGGGGGGUGCAGUGUUUUAGUCACAUUUCCAUAUAUAGAAGCAUCUCUCAAUUUGGUGAUAUAAUUUAAAAAUCAUGUGAUAAAUGAACUAGUCCCUUAUUAUAUAUUAUUAGUCAGAUCUGAAUCUUUCCAGGUAAUUAAAAUGCAUUUUGUAUUUGCUGAUUUGAGUUGUUCCUGUAGAGUUUAUGUGUUCUGCCUUCACCACAGUGUAGUGAGAGGGUUAAGUGGAAGUGGAGAUGAACAUGCUGUACACUUCCUGUGCUGUGGUUCUGCAAGCCGUCCGUUCCUGGUGUCCGUUACUCACUCUCGCAUGCUAAAGAGGAGCCAUGUUCAGUUCCUUUCUGAAAAUAUGAAUGCGAGUUCAGCUCUGGUCAGCUUCCGCUCCACCUGUCGACUGGCUGCUGUGUUUGAUGGAGUAAUCUAAAUGCUGUCUUUUUCUGCUUUCAAUCCUGUAUUGUCUUUGUGCUGUGAUUAUUUCUGCACUGUAGUAUUGAGGUCAGGUAAAGUUUUGUUUUUACUUUGACCUCAACGGACUGAAAAGCAGCUCCUUGCUUAUAUAAACUGAUUCUUACUUAUUAUUUAGCUUCUUAUACAUUGUAUUAAAACAACAACAGCAGCAGCAUAUUGUUUAAGUAAUUAAGUUAUUGCACUAAUCAACCAACUCCAGAAUUUGCAAUUAAAUGCAACAGUUAUCUGUGAUAAAUGCAGCUUGCAAACAGUUUUUUUCCAAUCUUAUGUCUCUUUUUCAGUAUAGAAAACUCAUAUCAGAACACUGAGCCAGUUUCAGUUUCACUAAAGCAGUGUUUCGUUUUGUUUGCUUUUCUGUUUGUUUGUUUUUUAUUUAAUAAACAUGUGAAUUUCCUCCA
Molecule: messenger RNA, 3309 nt
Organism: Hemibagrus wyckioides
Lineage: Eukaryota; Metazoa; Chordata; Actinopteri; Siluriformes; Bagridae
Gene: sh3glb1a
Product: SH3-domain GRB2-like endophilin B1a
Exons: 9
Coding region: 127-1209 (360 amino acids)
Biological process (GO): membrane organization
Cellular component (GO): cytoplasm; membrane
Molecular function (GO): protein binding
Source: RefSeq, a predicted model, not a curated record